AUGUCUCAUGAAGAUGCCAUUCCAAUCGGCGAAGGUUGGACACGGCACAGUGCAGACAUGUUGCUGCACCCUCCAUCACAGGUGUACUUUGCCCAGCGUGGAGAACAGCGGGGAAAAUACUUGCUGAAGUCGGAGGAUGCCUGGACUGUGUGCCCAGCUCCACAUGUUGGAACCGACUGCCCAAUGGAGGUUCGAGCAGCUGCUGCAUCAGUGCUUCGAGCCAAUCCUGAAGGUUCGGCAUCCGACAGGAAACUUGACCGAUCGGUGGUCCUGGCGGACAUGCCGAAGACGGCCCGCCUUGCACUGAAGUUCCCGCUCGGCUUUUUGGACACACCAGCUUGCUGCUACGCUCUCUUCACGGGCCUUCGUGGAAGUGCGGCUGCAGCGCAGUGGUGUGCAACGCAGUUUCAUCAGCGGCUGCUCAGGGAGGUUGCGAAGAAGAUCCACGGCUGGUGGGACUCUGAGGCAGAGAUGCCGGAGGAGCUCCUGUACCGUGGUUCGCAUGUGGGCUCUUUGGCCAAGUGUCUCCGACACGUCCUGGAGGCUUUGGAUCACGACUUGCUUCAUGGUCCUCUUGGCUUUGCGGGCUGCGACGGCGUCGUUGCAGUCCUGAUCGGAGAAAAUCUCGUCACAGCCGCAGUGGGUGAGGCAUCUACCACUCUCCUUUUCGAUGAUGCAGAUGCCGUGCCCCUGAUUCCUGUACUAGGCGAUUCGAUGCAUUCGCAUUUCGACCUGAGCCUGGGAGCAUAUGUUGGCCAAGUUGAUAGUGCAGGUCAAGAUGACGAGGAGGGUCUGUGA
Molecule: messenger RNA, 798 nt
Organism: Symbiodinium necroappetens
Lineage: Eukaryota; Dinophyceae; Suessiales; Symbiodiniaceae
Source: the annotation of a GenBank genome assembly